This is a messenger RNA of Anopheles merus, 863 nucleotides long. Its product is annotated as casein kinase I-like. Lineage: Eukaryota; Metazoa; Arthropoda; Insecta; Diptera; Culicidae. Gene Ontology annotation, cellular component: cytoplasm; nucleus. The coding region runs from base 119 to 580 and encodes 153 amino acids. Gene Ontology annotation, biological process: peptidyl-serine phosphorylation; signal transduction. The transcript is spliced from 2 exons. The record is from RefSeq and is a predicted model, not a curated record. Gene Ontology annotation, molecular function: protein serine/threonine kinase activity.
CAAGGUGACGUGUUUUUUCUCGCUCUCACUUUUAACGGUUUUUUCGAGUGUUUUUGCGAAAAAUUGAUUCUGCUGUUGCUUCUAGUUACAUUUCGCAGGUGACCAAAGAGAAUCGAACAUGUCGAUUAGAGAAGGACGUGCGCCCAAUUCUAGUUCGCCGGAGUCCUUGAUGGUGGUGAAUCUCUCCACCUAUCGGAUUGAAGGCGAAUUCGAUGCUGGUGGCUGCGGCACGGUGUUGGUGGGCAGCCAUGCCCGCUCCAAGCAGCCGGUGGUGAUGAAAAUGGCCAGCAAAGAGGUGGACCGGCUCCUGCUCGCCACGGAGCGCCGGAUCUAUGCGCGGCUGCAGAAGGCCCGUGGAUGGCCCAGACUCAUCGACGCCGGUACGUAUCGCAAACGCGACGUACUGGUUUUGGAGCGCCUGGGGCCAUCACUGCAGGACCUUCUGAACUUGUGCGGAGGACGCUUCGGUCUGAAGACGGUUUCGCAGCUAGCGCUGCAAUUGCUCGACAGGCUGGAAACAUUCCACGAGCUGGGCUUUCCUAAAGUGACGUGUAAGUCACCCCAGUAUAAGGCGCCGUGAAGGAACAGCCCGAUGCUGGGACGGUGGCCAAAUCCGAUCCUCUGCCUCCUCGUGGCGCCACUGGAUGUUGGCCUCUGGUGUUGUCAGACUCACCAGCGGCCUAACCAAAGAGGACGGUCAGUGGGACACCAAGCGGAGUACUAGUGUACUGGAUCAACGGAGCUACACGUACAUUUGAUGCUAUGGGGGUUGGAGGGGUAAUAAAUAUGUAUUUAUUGUAUUUUAGUGUAAGAUUACAUGUAAAAAUACACGUAUAGCAUUGGAAUAAAUUGAAAUGUACAAA